AUCAUCAUAAUUAGAUCACAAUCACAGCUCUCUUAAACCACCCACCACCCUUUUUCUUCCUAUAUUCACCACUUUUAGACCAACAAACAAAAAGGAAAUUCUCUUGAGCUUCUGCCAAAAAAAAAAAACCCCUAACCCCACUAAAAGGCCCCUUUUCACCAAAGCUAUCACCUUUUGUUAUAGAAAAAUGGAGCUAAUCGACGCUAAAACCACCCCAUGCGCACAAUCCGAGUCUUCAUCCGAGACACACCCCACCAACGACGACGCCAAGACCAAGUCUUUAUCGCUCCUCGUUCCUCAGCGCCACCACCCAAUGGUUGUUUCCUACAGAGAGUGCCUCAAAAACCAUGCUGCUAGCUUGGGUGGACAUGCCCUUGAUGGUUGCGGUGAGUUCAUGCCUAGUCCUACUGACCUCAAAUGUGCAGCCUGUGGUUGCCACCGCAACUUCCACCGCCGUGACCCUUAUGACGGUCCUGCUUUCAUCCGCCACCUGCCACCGCCACCGCCAAAUGAUCAUCCUAGCUCAAGUCCAAGCCCAACGAACAGCACCAGUCCUAGCCCAACCCAUACCCCACCCUCUCCUGUCCCCUACUCUUACUACUCUUCUGCACCCCACAUGCUGCUGGCCUUGAGCACCGGCUACACGGGGCCGUUGGAUGAGUACAACCACUCUAAUCCCAGGGUCGGAGUGACAGACAAAAACAACAGCAGCAGCAACACGAGUAGGAAAAAGAGGUCAAGGACAAAGUUCAGCAAGGAACAGAAAGAAAAGAUGCAUGCUUUUGCAGACAGGGUGGGUUGGAGGAUGCCGAGGGGAUCAGAAGAAAAGCUGCUAAAAGAGUUCUGCAAUGAAGUAGGAGUCGAGAGAGGAGUUCUCAAGGUCUGGAUGCACAACAACAAGAACACUUUUGGCAAGAAAGACAUAUUAACAGUCGGUAAUCUCAAUCUCCAUAGCAACAACAAUGAAGAUGAUAAUGGAACUGGCAAUGGCAAUGCUGGAAAUAGCUUAGAUUCCAAUGUUGACACCCACAACAAUGAGUAUUGUAUUCAGCUUCAUGUUACUAACAAUGGGCCUUCUUCUGCAUCUUAAUUUAACUGCAGAAUUUUAUAGAAAUCAACGAGCUUUAGUUGGGUGUUCUUGUUGCUGUUCCUUUCCUUCUUAUUCCUUGAUCCUAUAUUAAUGAAAGAGGAUAUGACUUGUGAGGA
Molecule: messenger RNA, 1206 nt
Organism: Hibiscus syriacus
Lineage: Eukaryota; Viridiplantae; Streptophyta; Magnoliopsida; Malvales; Malvaceae
Product: zinc-finger homeodomain protein 11-like
Exons: 1
Coding region: 188-1090 (300 amino acids)
Biological process (GO): regulation of DNA-templated transcription; regulation of developmental process
Cellular component (GO): nucleus
Molecular function (GO): transcription cis-regulatory region binding; DNA-binding transcription factor activity
Source: RefSeq, a predicted model, not a curated record